This is a messenger RNA of Elaeis guineensis (African oil palm), 2516 nucleotides long. RefSeq names its product subtilisin-like protease SBT1.2. Gene Ontology annotation, molecular function: serine-type endopeptidase activity. Lineage: Eukaryota; Viridiplantae; Streptophyta; Magnoliopsida; Arecales; Arecaceae. Gene Ontology annotation, biological process: proteolysis. The record is from RefSeq and is a predicted model, not a curated record.
AUGGAACCCAAUCACUCCCUUAACCACAAAAACUACCAGUCGUUCUUGUUGUCCUUGUCCUUCUUUUGGUGUUUGGCUCCCCUCCAUGCUCAAAACUUCCAAACUUACAUUGUUCAGGUCUAUCCACAUGAUAUGGUUAGCAGCCUUUUCCAAACCAAGCUCCAUUGGCACCUCUCCUUCCUUGAGAAAGCCGUUCUCUGGGAAGAAGAGGACCCUUCCUCUCGGCUGCUCUACUCCUACCAAACGGCCCUCGAAGGUUUCUCAGCUCGCCUCGCCGACGAAGAAGCUGCGGCCUUGCGAGCAUUGCCUGGUGUUGUCUCGGUCCGUCCUGACCGCCGGCUUGAGCUACACACCACCUACUCCUACAAGUUCUUGGGGCUGAACUUUGCACCAGGUGGAGCUUGGACUCGGUCUGGAUUUGGUAUGGGUACCAUCAUCGGAGUGCUCGACACCGGUGUCUGGCCGGAGAGCCCCAGCUUUAGCGAUCAGCGGAUGCCACCCGUGCCUCCCCGGUGGAGGGGUGCCUGCCAAGAAGGAGAGAGCUUCAAUUCCUCCAACUGCAACCGAAAGCUCAUCGGCGCCCGGUUCUACACCAAAGGUCACCGCGCCAACAUGCCCGAAAAGCCGGCGUCGGCGUCGCUGCUAGAGUAUGUGUCCCCAAGAGAUGCACAUGGGCAUGGUACCCACACGGCGUCAACUGCAGCCGGGGCACUGGUUCCUGGUGCCGGUGUCCUUGGCGUCGGAGCUGGCGAGGCACGAGGGAUGGCCCCCGGCGCCUACAUUGCCGUCUACAAGGUCUGCUGGUUCAAUGGGUGCUACAGCUCCGACAUCCUUGGAGGGAUGGAUGAUGCCAUCCAAGAUGGAGUUGAUGUCCUCUCCCUCUCCCUCGGUGGCUUCCCAAUCCCGCUCUUCGAGGACAGCAUCGCAAUCGGUAGUUUCAGGGCCAUGGAGAAGGGUGUCAUUGUCAUCUGCGCCGCCGGAAACAAUGGCCCUGUGCCGAGCUCUGUCGCCAAUGAAGCCCCAUGGAUCACGACGGUCGGUGCAAGCACGCUGGACCGGAGGUUCCCGGCCUUUGUUCGGAUGGGCAACGGUCAGAUCCUCUAUGGUGAGUCCAUGUACCCGGGCAACCGAUUUUUGAAAAAGAGCGGGAAGCAGCUGGAGCUGGUCUACCAGGCUGGCGGGAGGAAAGAAGCUGAAUUCUGCCUGAAGGGAUCUCUUUCGAAAUCCAGCAUUGGAGGGAAGAUGGUGGUCUGCGACCGAGGGAUCAGCGGCAGAACCGAGAAGGGCGAGGCUGUGAGGGAAGCGGGUGGAGCUGCCAUGGUCCUGGCCAAUACCGAGAUCAACCAGGAGGAGGAUUCUGUUGAUGUCCAUGUCCUGCCUGCGACCUUGAUAGGCUACCAAGAGUCCAUAAGAUUGAAGAGCUACAUCAACUCGACAAGGCAUCCGGUGGCACAAUUAAUCUAUGGAGGAACAAGAAUCCGACGAUCAAGGGCGCCGGCGGUCGCCUUGUUCUCGUCACGAGGGCCAAGCCUGACAAAUCCCUCGAUCCUUAAACCGGACAUCAUUGCUCCAGGGGUGAACAUCAUUGCAGCAUGGCCUGCAAAUCUUGGCCCCUCGGGGCUGCAAGAAGAUCGCCGGCGGUCUAAUUUCAGUGUCCUGUCAGGGACAUCCAUGGCAUGCCCCCAUGUCAGUGGAAUUGUAGCUCUUGUACAUGCAAUGCACCCCUCAUGGAGCCCGGCUGCAGUUCGGUCAGCUAUCAUGACGACUGCCGACAUUGGAGACCAUUCCAGGAAGCCCAUAAUGGAUGGCAAAGAGCAAGCUGGAGUCUUUGCCAUCGGCGCCGGGCAUGUCAACCCAACAAGAGCAGUCGAUCCCGGGCUGAUUUAUGACAUCAAACCAGAUGACUACAUCACCCAUCUUUGUACUCUUGGAUACACUCAGUCGGAGAUCUUUACCAUCACUCACAGAAACACCAGCUGCCAUGAGGUCCUGCACCAGAACAAACACUUCAGUCUUAACUACCCCUCAAUUUCAGUAACUUUCAGGCAAGAAAGCACAUCAGUUAUGAUUCAGAGGACACUAACCAAUGUUGGUGUCCCAAAUUCGAUGUACUCAGUGCAAGUAACUGCACUGCAAGGAGUCAGGGUGAGAGUGAUGCCAAAGACCUUAACAUUCAGAGAAAUAAAUGAAAGGAGAAGCUAUACAGUUUGGUUCCAGUCAAAUAGGAAAACAGUGAAAGAGAGAAGCUUUGCAGAAGGGCAUCUGACAUGGGUGCACAGCAGAAAGUCCCAAUAUAAGGUAAGAAGCCCAAUAUCAGUUACUUGGGCAUAGGAGUAGGAUAGCUUCUAACUCUCCAAAGGUUGUUUUAUAGAAAUUUCCGAUUUUAGAAGUGCAGGAAACAGGAUGAAGCUUUUAUUAUUGAUAAAGAGAGAGCUGUCCUUGUAUCAGGUUUUAUAACAUGUAAGGAGCUAUGGUCAUCUAUUUAAUUACACAGCUCAAGUAUAAUAAUAAGAUUC